This is a messenger RNA of Saccostrea echinata, 4187 nucleotides long. RefSeq lists its product as uncharacterized. The record is from RefSeq and is a predicted model, not a curated record. Lineage: Eukaryota; Metazoa; Mollusca; Bivalvia; Ostreida; Ostreidae. Gene Ontology annotation, cellular component: plasma membrane; protein-containing complex; extracellular region. Gene Ontology annotation, biological process: heterophilic cell-cell adhesion; establishment or maintenance of epithelial cell apical/basal polarity. Gene Ontology annotation, molecular function: calcium ion binding; chitin binding. The coding region runs from base 1 to 3837 and encodes 1278 amino acids. The transcript has 30 exons.
AUGGAGGAAAGUGUGGAAAAAGGAAGCUGUUCAAUUCGUUUGCUAGCUAGUUCUAAUCAGCAGAACACUACAGAACGUGAGGACAAACCAGAUAGUGUGUUUGAUAGUGGUUCCACUGUGGCCAACUCAGUGCUGCUGAAUACCUCAGUGGCAGAUGGUGGUAAUACAUUUGUACGAUAUGGACCGUUUAUAUUGUGUUUGGCUAGUCCUUGUGCUUUGUCACAGUGUAAGGAAGAGAAGACAAUAUCUGUGGGUAUAGAGAGGGUCACGGUUCGAUUUCCUCCAGCUAACCAAACCACCUACGAAAAAUUUUUAUUUUGCGAAUGGAGAUUUGUUGCCGAAGAACCAGAUAUGCGAAUAGUUUAUCAAAUUUCCAACGUUAGUGUUCCCUGUGAAGAUGUAUUGGAAGUUUAUGCUGGUGACGUUUCAAACAAAGAAGCUGUUUGUUGUAACGAUUGUGCAAAGAGUGGUCCAAUAUCUAAACCAGUUUCUGUAACACCAUCGAAAGAGCUUAGGAUAGAUUUUAAUUCUGAUAGGACAACUCAUGAUUACGAAAAGGGAUUUGAAGUGAAUUUGGUUGCCACCAAGGAUUAUGAAUUUUCAGAAUACUGCCCAGUGGAUCCGAAGCCGAUCCAAAUUACUGAGAAAAAACAGAUUGCAUCUCCAAAAUUUCCAAACUUAUAUGAAUCCAACCUGGACUGCAUAUACGAAUUGACAUCUCCAACUGGCGUUAUUGUUAAAUUCCAAUAUAUUGAUGUUGAAGUACAUAAGGAGUGUAAAAAUUCUUGUUGUGAUAGGAUUGAUAUAUACCAAGGGCCAAAAAUAGAAGGGAAAGAACCCAUAGCUUCAAUAUGUUCUCUACAGAACUUCAAAUAUGACAAGAUUUAUGAGAGUGUGGGGACAACUCUAACCCUUCAUCUGGCCACUGAUCAAGUUGGUCCAUUUCGUGGUUUUGUGGCUACUGUUCAAGCAAAAGAAGGAGAUCCGAUAACUUUACCUACAACAACUACAUUAACAACAACUACAGACCAAUCCAUCGAAGGUCUUGAAACACUGCAAUAUAGUAGAUUCGAAUUACGUUGUAAAAUACCAACGCUGGAAAAUGGUGUCGACAUCUCAUGGACCAAAGAUGGACUUCCUCUUGUUUCCGUUGAUAACAACAGAUAUUAUUUUUUGGAAGACAAUACCCUGGUUGUAUUUACGUCCAUACUACAAGAAGAUAGUGGAGUUUACGUUUGUGAGGCUAAUGAUCCAUUUAUGACAACAUAUAGUGCAAGAAUAGUCGUAAAUGACAGCGAUAUAGACGAAUGUAAAAGCAAUGGAACGAAUGUAUGCCCCAGAAAUUCCGUCUGUGUAAACAGCGUUGGAAGUUAUGACUGUAGGUGUAAGCAAGGCUGGAGAGGACCAUCAUGUGAAAUUGAUGUAGACGAAUGUAACAACAUGCCUUGUAGUAAGAAUGAAAUGUGUGAAAAUAGACCUGGAACUUAUCUGUGUACGUGCAAGAAAGGCUGGAGAGGGUUUAACUGUACAGUAGAUAUUGAUGAGUGCCAGGUAAACAGAUCAAUAUGUGGUCAAAAUGGAGUUUGUAUCAAUGACAAAGGUAGUUACUCUUGUAAAUGUAAGACUGGUUGGACGGGGUCCGACUGUAACACAGAUAUAAAUGAGUGUUUAAACAUCACGUCAUCAUGUUCGGGAAAUGGUCGCUGUCUGAACACUCAAGGCAGUUUUAAAUGUUUGUGCAAUUCUGGAUGGGAGGGACCCAGGUGCUCUGUGAAAGUGCAACUCUCCUGCAUUCAAAUACCUUGUAAAAAUAAUGGAUCUUGUAUUCGAAUCGCCACAACUGAGAAGUACCAAUGCAUUUGUUCCGAAGGAUUCGAAGGUGCCUUCUGCGAUAAAGAUAUUAAUGAGUGUUUAAACAUCACAUCAUCAUGUUCGGGGAAUGGCCGCUGUCUCAACACUCAAGGCAGUUUUAAAUGUUUGUGUAAUUCUGGAUGGGAGGGACCCAAGUGCUCUGUGAAAGUUCAACCCUCCUGCAUUCAGAUACCUUGUAAAAACAAUGGAUCUUGUAUACGAAACACCACAACUGGGAAGUACCAAUGCAUUUGUUCCGAAGGAUUCGAAGGUGCCUUCUGCGAUAAAGAUAUUAAUGAGUGUUUAAACACCACAUCAUCAUGUUCGAGGAAUGGUCGUUGCCUGAACACUCAAGGCAGUUUUAAAUGUUUGUGCAAUUCUGGAUGGGAGGGACCCAGGUGCUCUGUGAAAGUACCACUUUCCUGCAUUCAGAUACCUUGUAAAAAUAAUGGAUCUUGUAUACGAAACACCACAACUGGGAAGUACCAAUGCAUUUGUUCCGAAGGAUUUGAAGGUGCCUUCUGUGAUAAAGAUAUCAAUGAAUGUUCGACUAAAUGGAGUCCCUGUUCUGGGAGAGGGUCAUGUGUCAACUCAUUUGGAUCUUACUUUUGCAAUUGUUAUGGAGAUUGGGAAGGGCUCAGAUGCGAGAAAAGAAUUGAUCCUUGUUUGUCCAAUCCUUGUCCAAAGAAUUCAGUGUGUGAAACAAAAGACAGUUCUUAUCAAUGCACCUGCAUAAUUGGAUGGGAGGGGCCAAACUGUGAUCAAGAGGUGAAGAGAGCGACAGGUCCAUGUGCAGACAUGUGCAAAGGUGAGGAGUCCUGCUAUUUAGAACACGACUGUACCCAUUACAAGCACUGCUAUGCUAGGAAUUUUGCUUGUCACUGUACAUUGAUGAAGUGUGCAUUUGGAACGUUUUGGAGUUCUUCCCUCAAUACAUGCGACAAAGUGUCUAACGUACUUUGUAAAUCGGAUCCAUGCCUUAGCCUCCCUGUUGAUUCAACUUAUCCUAGCGAAUUUAAUUGCCGUACAUUCUACGUAUGCAACAGAAACAUGCAGUCAAUAGCAAUGUGCUGUGAUUGGGGGUAUGCAUAUGACCCAGAAGUUAAGAACUGUACGAGAAGCAGAUACUGUAACUUAGAAUGUUCUACCCAGAAUGUUCCAACAACAGUGGAGACAACACCCUCAUGGGUUACUUCAGACAGUAAAGGAUUUUGUGAACUUCUCCCUGUCAGAGGAGAUCCCAGUAAAUUUAUCCACAGUGGGAUAAUACGAGAUUGUGCAAAGGGCACGAUUUUCCAAUCUUCUAUCUGUGGUUGUGGAAGUGACAAGGAUUUUAUACAAUCGCGGUGUUCAUCGUUAGUUUAUUUGGAUUUUCAAGGGGAUAAAAUACAAGAUGUUUAUCAUCAAAGCUACGUCGAAGUAAAAAAUGUUAUGCGCAUGAAUUUUAGUGAACCAAAGGACGUUUAUGCAUUUUUCAACGGAAGAUCAUCAAGUAUACGAAUUCCUCGCUUCAAUGCAGUUGCACUUCGCCUUCUUACAAUACAAAUCAGAUUUUACGCUCUGCCAUCUGGACCAAGAUAUCAGGUGUUGGUAUCUAAUUGCCGUUCUUCAGCGAAACCUACAGGAAUUAUAGAACUCCAAAAUCAGACUCCUUCCGUAGCGAUCGUGGCUGACACCAAGGAUGAACAUCUUACACUACUGGGAUAUAGUGAGGAUUGGAGAGUUAGGCCUGCCAUACUAACGUUAUCUUAUAAGGUCCAAACUUGGAUGAAUGUAGAAUUAUUAUAUGACGGCAGAAGUCUGGCAGGGCGAGUGACGUCAUUUAAUUCAGAUGGUUCAAUUUCGUUUGAAAGUAGAGACAAAACUGUUUUAUCAGGAAGUAUUGUAGCUCCAGAUGGCCCACUUAGUAUAGGCAUGUGCAAGGAAAAUCAAGAUGCUUUCUAUGGAUAUAUGGACAUGGUUCAAGUAUUUGACUGCAAUCCAUGAUCUCAACUUGAAGAAUUCCAAAACGUCCACUGAUUAUUUAUCUGUGUGUUACUUGUUAUUGUUCUAUUUGUAAUGUAUUUGAGUAACAAUUAAUUUUCAUCCAAAAUCUUCAAUAUUUCCAUUAAUAAUACAUGUAUAACAUGUAUGAUAUUUGUAAAUACUCUUACUAUGUAUUACUAUGAAUAAUCCAAAUAUUAUUUAUUUUUAGUCGAAGCUUACCUGAGGUAAAAGUUCAAUGAGCUUUUCUGACUGAAGACUGUCCGUCGUCUGUUUUUCAUGUGUAAUCUAUAAAUUUAAUACAUUUUAAGUGUCUAACAACUUUUUAAAAUCACUUGGUCAGUUUGCCACAA